CUUCAAGCCGGUCCGAACUCCGAAGCUUCCGAUUAUCUUGAAUGCAACGUGACCCAGGGAACUUUCUCCUACUGGCAGGACCUCGUUGAUACCUCGUUGGUGCUGAGUGCGGGACAUUGAACGUGCAUUGGGUCGCCCUGCCUGUACUUUCUACUCCAUUUAAGAACUCGUCUUCCCUUUCAAUCUUGUCACAAAUAAUCAUGCAUACCACUUCGAUAUGGACGCCGUGCUCUGGAUGCCCAUGCCCAAACCAUCACUUGCCAUCUGGCAUCUUCACCGUCGAACCUUCUCUCUCAGAUGAUCCCGAGUGGAUGCACCUCGCACGUUCAAACAACCCACCUUCACAGCAUGAAGAGACAGUACUAUCUGGCAUGAUAUCAACACACGAUCAACAUAUUAAAGACAUCGACACAGAGAAGUCUAAUCUCGAAGCCUUUUCCCUUUCCCUGAAAGCCCAGAUCGUGGCUGUUUCCCAAAGGAUGGACGCGCUGCGCCAAGAGCGCGCGCGAGCCACAGAGGCAGUCCGUGAAGGGCAGAAUCUCCUUAGUCCGGUUCGACGCCUCCCUUCGGAGAUACUCAAUCAUAUCUUCCUUGAUACCAUUGAUUUCCCGGUGCCGAGGAUGCAGAUCACACGGGAGGAGGAAGAGGGGCUGGAAGCGGCUGCCCUGCGCAUUUGGAAGUUCGAGUCUACAGAGAGCUCCUUGUGGUCGGUCACGGGAGUAUCUAAACAGUGGAGGAGCGCGUCUCUUUCAUCCCCAAGACUCUGGUCUUACAUCAAUAUCAUAAUUACGGAGUCAAAUUUCGACGAUCAUUCUUAUAUUCGACAACUCGGUCUACAGCUGGACCGCUCGACAAAACAUCCCUUGUCAAUUUCGAUAUGUCGUGUAGUGAGAGGAUCUGAAAGAAUAGCUCUUCCUCCGCAGUUGGUGGCUAUCCUGUUCUCGUUUUCCAGCUGCAUUCGAGAGCUCCAUCUCUAUCUUGACGAAUACUUAUUGUCGCAAAUGAGCAACAUGCGGUUAUCCCUACCAUCUUUGGAAUAUUUAGUCCUCCUUUGUCAGUCGUUGAAUGGGAUCUUCGGACCAACCUCUCCUCACUUGCGCCUGUUCUCGUCCACUCCAAAAUUACAAUCACUCGAGGUUAUAGAUUGGAAGGACGGCUUCGAGAUUCCUUGGAACCAAGUAAAGAAGUAUCACAACGACCAUAGGUACAUACCUACUCCCAAUUUUUUCAGUCUUUCUGGUCCUCGGGCGCAUCAUCAUUUGAAUGCUCUUAGAAAGUUUCAACAGGUGGAGGAAUGCACUCUAAGAUUGAGUGGUGUAUCAGAUACGCUGGAUUUGGGGGGCGAUGUUUAUCCUCUCAUCUGUCCGCAGCUGCGUGUGUUGGAUCUCUCCUCUUGGACCAUUGAUCGUACUCCAUCCGCCUUUCAACAAGUCGCUGAUAGACUUGUCUUGCCAAGACUGUCCAUUCUGAAGGUUGCAUGCUCCCAAAAGGACAGUUAUGAAAGACAGGAGGUUUUUUCCUCAAUAUGCCGUCUUCUCCAACGUUCGCAAUCCCCAAUUACCGUACUUCACUUCGAUCAUGGCCGAGUCCACACUGAAGAUUUACUGCAACUCUUCUGUUCUACACCCACUCUUGAAGACUUGCGCCUAACUCGCCUGGGCGACAUUGUCUUCACCAAGGAGGUCAUGGCAAAGCUCACUGUGGACCAUGCCUCUUCGGAGGACUUAGUUCUCCCCCACUUAUGUACUCUGUAUAUAAGUGGCGGUGGUGACAUAUUAUCCCUUGUCCGUAUGGUUCAGUCUCGUAGGAGUGGUGGGCAUUCUUGCCGAAUCACUCGUUUACAGACUCUUAGAGUGUGUGGUAAUUUCCCAGACCUGUGUCCUGGCAUUGAUGCUAUAAUCUCUCACCUCAAGCAAUACUAUGCUGAAGGAUUCUCUUUCGAUGUUUGUCGCACUGUUCUAUAG
Messenger RNA from Desarmillaria tabescens, 1964 nucleotides. RefSeq lists its product as uncharacterized. The transcript has 2 exons. Bases 201 to 1964 code for a protein of 587 amino acids. The record is from RefSeq and is a predicted model, not a curated record. Lineage: Eukaryota; Fungi; Basidiomycota; Agaricomycetes; Agaricales; Physalacriaceae.